This is a messenger RNA of Musca vetustissima, 1541 nucleotides long. RefSeq names its product BTB/POZ domain-containing protein 17 (gene Tango10). The record is from RefSeq and is a predicted model, not a curated record. The transcript is spliced from 4 exons. The coding region runs from base 68 to 1540 and encodes 490 amino acids. NCBI's taxonomy places the organism in Eukaryota, Metazoa, Arthropoda, Insecta, Diptera, Muscidae. Gene Ontology annotation, molecular function: protein binding.
GUCUUUUAAUUCGAAUCAAUCCAACAAUAAAGAAGAAGGCCAGGAAUAUGGUCUUAUAACACCAAAAAUGGAUGUAGAUGAACAGAGUCAGGAUCAGAAUCCCACCAUCAGUGUGCAAGUCAUGAACAACGAGAACAGUGUUCUCAAGAAAAUUGCCAAUCUCUAUGCCGAACAGCUAAUGUCCGAUAUCAUUUUGGUUGUGGGCGAACAACAAUAUCCCGCCCAUCGUGUUAUACUAUGUGCCAGCAGUGAUGUAUUCCAGGUGAUGCUUAUGAAUCCCGAAUGGAAUGAAUGCCGCAAACGGGUGAUCGAACUGGUAGAGGAACCAUGCUGUGAAGCCGUGUUUCCACAAUUUCUCAAAUAUUUAUAUGUGGGCAAAAUCGACAUCUCAUUGAGUACUGUGAUGCCUAUGCUAGCCUUAGCCCACAAGUACAAUGUCCAAGAUCUGGUCGACCUUUGCGUACAAUAUAUGAUGAAACAUAUCGCCAAAGCAGCUACACAGGGUUUUCUUGUAUCAUGGCUACAGUAUACAAUAGCGUUUAGUCCCCAACAUAAAGAUCUGACGGAGGCGCUCAAACGUUUUCUCAAAUGGAAUUUAGAAAUAGUUUCGGAGUCAAAAGAUUUCGUAGAAUUGGAUGUUAGUGUUAUGGCAAUAUUACUGCAACAAAAUGAUUUGGUUGUGAGCAGUGAAUAUAAACUGUUUGGCAUCUUACAAAAUUGGCUGCUGCAGCGCAAAGAUUUACUGGAUAAUGAUGACACUCUCACCGAUGUGGAGAAACAUGAACAUUUCAUUGCCUUGGUUGAACAAACUGUUGUACAUAUACGUUUUGCCAUGAUGACACCUCGGGAAUUGGCUCAUUUGCUUAUAUUUCCUCUGUUGGAAUACCACAAGGAAUUUAUUGUUCAACGUAUGGCCAUCGGUAUGUCAUAUCAAUCGGGUCAGGAAGAACGUGUACAGGAGGUACGAAAUUCUAAAGAUGGAUGUUUGCAGUUUACUCCACGCCUGUACAUGAAUGAUACCUGGAGCAUUAGUAAAAUGGUUAAAAAUUUCGAUAUGAUUGAAAAAUAUAGCAAUUAUGUUACGUGCUUUUUUACACCUGGUAAUAUUGCGGAGACCGAGGAUGAGCAACCAUUCACCUGGGAAGUUGAAUUCUUUCCACGUGGCAUUAAAUAUAAUAAAGCCAAAAUGGUAUGGGGUGAAGAUGUACCCGAAGUGUCCAUCAAUACCGUGCGUGUAAGAGUGACAUGUAAACAUUUACAGGUGGAAGAGAAACGAUUUAAGAUUGCCUGUCUCAUAACUGGUGUACAAAAUAAAAUUGAUCAUAUCUUGACGUUGCACGAACGUACCGAAUAUUUUUCCAAUAAAUCCCGUGUCGUGAAUAUUGACAACCUAAUACCCUACGAUGAAUUGGCAUUAUCUUCCAUUAAUCUCUCGCCACAUUUGGUUGGGCCAAAUCGUAAUAAUUUAGAAUUACAAGUUAUUAUUGUGCCCAUGGGUCCGUACACGUGUCGUAAUACACCAUCAUUUGAUUUUAAAUGAA